AUGGUAGGCGCCUCACGACUGUCGAUCCGCGAUGAUGAACACUCCCCCAGCAGCGGCGACCACGACGACCACGAGAUGCAGCAAAAAAAGCGCACGAGAACGACGACAAUACGAACAAGCACAACCCCAGCAGCCAGCACGAGUCUUCCGAACCUCGUAGUGCGCGCGAAAAACCCUGCAUCAACAUCCACAUCAACAUCCGCAACAAAAAAGAGACCCCGAUUGUCGGCGUCGUCCUCCUCGCCGCCUGCUUCUCCUCAUCCUCGGCACCAGCAUACCCCCCGACGCCCGCCGAAACGCGCGCCGUUGACGACAUCGCAGCAGCAAACGACGCUGGACAAAUUCUUCGGCGCCGGCUCUCAUAACGGCGUCGGUGCGAGGAAGGACAAUACGAUUCACAGUAUUCGCCAUAUCGGAUCACAGGCGGACGAGGCGCGUCCCGCCAAAAAGGCACGUCUGGAUACUAUCGACGCUGAUACUCACUCUAUCGGCGCGCGAGAAGAGUCGCCCGAUCCAUUGAAUGCCAUUUCGCCUAUGCCGAAUACUGCGAGUGUGCGCAAGCAUACGCGACAGCCCAGGGCAGGCAAGACGGUUAUUAUCGCCGACGAUAAAGCAACCACGCAGACAAUUGCUGCAAGACAGCCUGCUGCAGCCGAAAAACGGUCGCUGCGAUCUCACAACGGCGGAUCGCGCUCAAAGAGUGAAUUGGCUCUCUAUUUCCCGAAUUAUGAGCAGAUCAUCAGCCUGGAGCCGGUCAAGUCGGAUGAAUUCCUGCUGCCGGGCACGGUGGUGACGCUGCUGGAUGAUUUGGUUGCAUCUCCUCCUACAGCUUCUCCCUCCUCGAGGACACGGAAGACGCAGCCCAAGAAGGAUAGUAGUGAUCAGGUAUCGCCGUUUGGCAAUCCGCUACUUGACCUACGCAAUGUUGAAAAGGUUGAUAUUCCAAGUCUUGCUGGCGGCGAUGAUAGGAAUGCUGCUGCUGCUGCUCUGAUAGACCCCCUCGGUGACGACGUAUACUUCAAAGCUCACCGGCGCCAUGAACGGCAAGAAAAGCAACUCCGCAAUAUUGAGCGCGAGCGCGCCCAGCACGAGAAAAUACAGCUAGACCGACUGCUGGACGAGCUCCAGGGCCAUGACUGGCUGCGCGUCAUGGGCAUUAGCGGUAUUACAGAUACGGAGAAGAAGCUGUACGAGCCCAAGCGCGAUUACUUUGUGAAGGAGGUUUGUGCGCUGAUUGAUAAGUUUCGCGUCUGGAAGGAGGAGGAGAAGAGACGCAAGCUGCAGAGGGAGAGGAUGUUACUUGAGGCUGCUACUGCUGCAGUUGACGAGGAAGAGGAAGAGGUAGACGACGGCGACGACGAAGAAGAAGAAGAAGAAGAAGAAGAUAUCAAGCCCCCGUCUUCAGAUAUCCAAAGCUUCGAUUCCAACGAAGUCGACGCCGCAGCUGCGCGUCAACUCAUACUCGAAGCUCGAUCGGCAAAUACAAACAAUAGCGAAAUAGCAUCCACGCCACCAAAAGCACACUCACAACCACGCCGCAGACUCGUCGACGCUCUCACAGCCACGCCACCAAAGGCUCAACCUCAGCAAACUCCAGAAAUAUUGUUAGAAGAAGAAGAAGACGACAACAAGCCAUUCGUAUCCUUCUACCCUAAACGCCACCUCCGCGACGCAGCAUUCUCAAGCAGUCGCCGCGGCGGCCGGAACAGAUCGGCCUUUGGCCAGCCGCUGCCGGACAUAGUCGAGGAGCGAGAAUUUGAGCUUCCGCGCGACAUUUUGACGCCGGAGUUGGUGCAUGCGAUGGAGCGGAAGAGGAGGCGCUUGAAGAGGGAGAGUCGGAGUGGGUGA
Messenger RNA from Talaromyces atroroseus, 1848 nucleotides. RefSeq lists its product as hypothetical. Gene Ontology annotation, molecular function: histone acetyltransferase activity. Lineage: Eukaryota; Fungi; Ascomycota; Eurotiomycetes; Eurotiales; Trichocomaceae. The coding region runs from base 1 to 1848 and encodes 615 amino acids. The record is from RefSeq and is a predicted model, not a curated record. The transcript is spliced from 2 exons. Gene Ontology annotation, cellular component: SAS acetyltransferase complex.